CAUUGUGCGACCGAAGUGCGUGCCUUGUAGAUCAUGUCAAGCAGCGUCUCUGUUUUGCUGAGCAGCUUACUAUUGAUGGUCUGUCGCCAAACAAACGCAGUCGAAUGUAUCGAUAUGGAAGUGUAUUCGAACGAAGUAUUCAGCUGCUGCAGGUACGAACCGUUCUGCAAUAGAGAGGCGAGCGACAAGUGUAGCAGCGAGCUAAACCCCCAGCUGCCAACCGGCUCACCCGAUUACACAGUGUGCUAUGUGGAGUGCGUUCACCGUGCGAUGGGCUACAUAUCGGACGAUGGUGCAGUGGAGGUGGCAAAGUAUGUACAGUUCCUGGAGCGGUACGAUAAGGGCUAUCAAAUGGUGGUCGGGAGCGCCGUUAAAUAUUGCGCCAGCAUUCAGGACGACAUUCGGCGCGAUGUGGAGUUAAUGGAGACGAAAUGCAAUGCGUUUGCGCUGCUGUUUCACGUGUGCGUUGCUCAGCUGACGUUGAAAAGCUGCCCGGCUGAUCGGUGGCUGAAGGGCGAGAUCUGUGACAAGGUUAAGAUGGGCAUUACGCCCUGUAACUAAUUGGCUGUGGAUUUAACAGUUUGCGUCAAUUCAAUCUCAAAUUUGUAACACAAACUAGUGAAUAAAGUAAAAUUGACUUUGCAUUGGCA
This is a messenger RNA of Anopheles stephensi (Asian malaria mosquito), 650 nucleotides long. RefSeq lists its product as uncharacterized. The record is from RefSeq and is a predicted model, not a curated record. NCBI's taxonomy places the organism in Eukaryota, Metazoa, Arthropoda, Insecta, Diptera, Culicidae. The transcript has 3 exons. Gene Ontology annotation, molecular function: odorant binding. Bases 34 to 561 code for a protein of 175 amino acids.